AUGUCGGCCGACAAGUUUGGCAACGAUAUCCCCGACUCCGAGUCGGAGUCUGGCGACUCGGUUGACGAGCAGCAGCUCGACGACGGCGCCGACGACCUCGACCAGAAGCCGCUCAAGUCGUCCAUGAAGAAGACGCCCCUGGUCGCCGCCCCGCCCGUAGAACGCCCCGAGCUGCCCCCGCAGACCGAUCCCAAGGACCUCGACGUCAAGACGUUAACGCCGCUCACCCCCGAGAUCAUCGCGCGGCAGGCCACCAUCAACAUCGGCACCAUUGGCCACGUCGCCCACGGCAAGAGUACCGUCGUCAAGGCCAUCUCGGGCGUCCAGACGGUCCGUUUCAAGAACGAGCUGAUCCGAAACAUCACCAUCAAGCUUGGUUAUGCCAACGCCAAGAUCUACAAGUGUGACAAUGCCGAGUGCCCGCGCCCGACCUGCUUCCGAAGCUACAAGAGCGAGAAGGAGGUCGACCCCCCGUGUGAGCGCGACGGAUGCAGCGGCACGUACAGACUUCUGCGCCAUGUCUCGUUCGUCGACUGCCCCGGUCACGACAUUCUCAUGAGCACCAUGUUGUCAGGUGCCGCCGUCAUGGACGCCGCCCUGCUCCUGAUUGCCGGUAACGAAACCGUGCCCCAGCCCCAGACCUCGGAGCAUCUGGCUGCCAUUGAGAUCAUGAAGUUGGAUAAGAUCAUUAUUCUGCAGAACAAGGUCGACCUGAUGCGCGAGGAGGCUGCCCAGCAGCACUACCAGUCCAUCCUCAAGUUCGUCCGUGGCACGCCUGCCGCCAAGUCGCCCAUCAUCCCCAUCUCCGCCCAGCUCAAGUUCAACAUUGACGCUAUCAACGAGGCCAUCGUCAACACCAUCCCUGUGCCCCCCAGAGAUUUCACCCAGGACCCCCACAUGAUGGUCAUUCGAUCUUUCGAUGUUAACAAGCCCGGUGCCGAGAUCGAGGAGCUCAAGGGUGGUGUUGCCGGUGGCAGUAUCCUCCACGGUGUCUUGAAGCUCGGUGACGAGAUCGAGAUCAGACCAGGUAUUGUCACUCGCGACGAUAAGGGCAAUCUGCAGUGCAAGCCCAUCUCGAGCAGAAUCGUCUCGCUCAACUCCGAGUUCAACGAGCUCAAGUACGCCGUCCCCGGUGGUCUGAUCGGUGUCGGUACCCGCAUCGACCCUACCCUCUGCCGAGCCGAUCGUCUGGUCGGUUUCGUCUUGGGUCUCAAGGGCCGCCUGCCUGCCAUCUACAGCGAGAUCGAGGUCAACUUCUACCUCCUCAAGAGACUUCUGGGUGUCCGGACCGCGGAUGGCAAGCAGGCCAAGGUCGCGAAGCUGGCCAAGAACGAAGUUCUCAUGGUUAACAUUGGAUCGACAUCUACCGGUGCUAAGGUCGUUGCCAUUAAGCAAGAUGCCGCGAAGCUGUCUCUCACAUCCCCUGCCUGCACGAAUCUGGGCGAGAAGAUCGCUCUGUCCCGCCGUAUCGAGAAGCAUUGGCGUCUGAUUGGUUGGGCCACCAUCAACGCCGGUGUGACUCUGGAGCCAACGGCAGUAUAA
Messenger RNA from Neoarthrinium moseri, 1542 nucleotides. RefSeq lists its product as uncharacterized. The record is from RefSeq and is a predicted model, not a curated record. Gene Ontology annotation, cellular component: cytosol; eukaryotic translation initiation factor 2 complex. Gene Ontology annotation, molecular function: GTPase activity; GTP binding; tRNA binding. The coding region runs from base 1 to 1542 and encodes 513 amino acids. The transcript is spliced from 2 exons. Lineage: Eukaryota; Fungi; Ascomycota; Sordariomycetes; Amphisphaeriales; Apiosporaceae. Gene Ontology annotation, biological process: formation of translation preinitiation complex; positive regulation of translational fidelity.